UGAAACCCAAGGACCCCCUCCCUAGUAGAUGCGAUUGAGAGAGGGGGCCCACCUGUCUGUCAAAGACAGGACGCAGCCGCAGUGCCCCCCUCUCUCUCUCUCUCUCUCUCUCUUCUCUGGCUCCGGCGCCGCCUCCCCUCGUUUUCCGAGAGAGAGAGAGAGAGAGAGGCAGGCGGAAGGGGGGAUGGACGACUACGCGCGGGAGAUGAUGGAGCUCAAGACGCUCGUCACCCGCACCCUCGAGAAGAAGGGCGUCCUCGCCAAGAUCAGGGCUGAGCUAAGAGCAAGUGUGUUCGAGGCCAUAGAAGAGGAGGAUAGGGUAGUGGAGAAUGAUGAUGGUGGGAAUCCCGCUUUGCUUGGUAGCUGCAAUGACCGAGCUAAGCAGCUGCAUGCUUCACCAUCAGGUAGGUUAUUAACAGCACUUGUAAGUGAAUACUUGGAGUGGGCCCAGCUAAGUCACACGAUGAAAGUUUAUCUGCCUGAAUGUAAUCUGCCAAAGGACUUCUGGAAGAAUGAAUUAAAGGAUUUUUCUAACAAAAGCGGAGCUGAAGGGAGCAGGAGUGCUGAAAGUGGUCCCAUGCUUCUAGAUGUUCUUGAAGGAUAUCUCAAAUAUGAGAAUUUGUCUCAAACAAGGAUGGCUGGUACUGGUAGGAGAAUAAUCAAUUCCGAGUCGGAUCCGGCUCUAAAUGCUGAACAUAGGAACACGAGGAGGCCACCGUCGUCUUCUUCAGUUACAGGCUUGCCUCCUAUGGGAAGGCCAAUGCCAUCGUCACAGAUGUCAGACCGAAGAGGGGGGUCUUCGGCUUCCAAUGCAAGGAAGGAUGAAUACAACUGGAGAUAUGAUGCUGAUGAUAUCUCUGAAGAAGUGUUGCGAGCAUCAAGUGCUCUAGAAAACGUCCAGCUAGACCGGAAAGCUCGCAAUCUGACGACUUCUUGGAGGCAUCCAGGCGACGGUGCUGAGUAAAAUCGGAAGGUGGGAUGGGUCCAAUUCACCAUUGCGCUGCUUGGACCCCCUUGGGCCAUUUGUAUCGUUUUGGUUGCUGCGGUGGGAUUGUGCGCUUGCGUAGAAGAAUGCUCAGUGUUGAUCAUGCCUACUGUACUCCUAGCUCAUUUGUUUAUGCACCAUAUAUGGGAUUUGAUUUCUGCUGGACAAUCUUGUUCUUGUGCGUAUAAUUUUAGUUGCGUGUAGUUUCUAACAAAUUUGCUUUUGCUUACAUCGGGAAUUCUUGUUACAACGUGCAUACAAACCUGCCCUGCAGCAGCAGUUCUCUCCAAAUCCAGUUUCCUGCUCCUCUUGUAACUCCUUUGAGCAGCAUUCACUUAUUAGUUGCCAACAACAAUUCCCAGCGGUAUCAUUUGAUAAAACCAAUUUGCACAUAAA
Oryza sativa Japonica Group (Japanese rice) is the source of this 1381-nucleotide messenger RNA. RefSeq names its product protein TONNEAU 1a. The record is from RefSeq and is a predicted model, not a curated record. Gene Ontology annotation, molecular function: protein binding. Lineage: Eukaryota; Viridiplantae; Streptophyta; Magnoliopsida; Poales; Poaceae.